Molecule: messenger RNA, 993 nt
Organism: Cottoperca gobio
Lineage: Eukaryota; Metazoa; Chordata; Actinopteri; Perciformes; Bovichtidae
Gene: mrps18c
Product: mitochondrial ribosomal protein S18C
Exons: 6
Coding region: 494-886 (130 amino acids)
Biological process (GO): mitochondrial translation
Cellular component (GO): ribosome; mitochondrial small ribosomal subunit
Molecular function (GO): small ribosomal subunit rRNA binding; structural constituent of ribosome
Source: RefSeq, a predicted model, not a curated record
UUCUGCCACUUUCUAGUUUAAGUUUUAGUUCUGUUUUUAAACUCCAGCGCUGGAGAUAGAUGGUAAAAUAAAAAAUUAUAAAAAUAAAGUCGAUAUUUAUCUAAUAACACACUUGUUUAAUGCGGCGGCAUUUUAUGCCAAUUUCUGAUUAAUCUUCCUUGUACUGUGAAGUUACUUUGAUUAGCUGUGCUAACACUACUCGUUCUCUGUGGUGAUUUAUUUCUUGUUCUGUUAUAUCCAUCUUUGGAGAACGGGACAUUUAAUUUUUUCCUAAAAAAACAUUUACUUGAAUUCAUAUUAGAAACUUAAAAUGUACGAGCACACAUUGCAUAUUAAUUUGAUAUUUACAAAUACAGAUAUAUUUUACGUGUAAUUUACCUCAAUUUAACAAGCAUUAACUUUAAGUAAGUGAUAGGAACUAAUAUUUAAUAGUUAAGUAAAGCACCGGAGUUUCUGACUGGUGGACAACUUCCGGUCCUGUGUCAGGUCAAAGAUGCUCGCGCUGAGAGGGUUACAGAGAAUAAAAACGGGUUUAUCUCAAUAUGGAAACCAAGGUUUAAGAAGUGUCAUCACAUGUUCAGAUGUGGUCCAACAGAAGGAGGACAUGCUCGUUAAGAUGAAGAACCCGUUCUUGGAGACACCGACUGGAUGCCCCCUCUGCAAUGUCACAGUGGACUUCAAAAAUAUUCAGCUGCUGUCUCAGUUCGUCUCGCCGUACACGGGCAGAGUUUAUGGUCGACACAUCACAAAAUUGUGUUCAAGGAAACAAAAGGAGAUCUCUAAAGAGAUAAAGAAAGCUCAGUCAAUGGGUUUCAUGUCGGUGACACACAAACAUCCGCAGUUCAUGAAGGAUCCCAACAUCCUCAGCAUGAAAAUAAUUAGUUAAUGUUCAGUGUGUUUAUUUAUGUGACGUUUGUAACGUGGAAGAAAAGAUGCUUGGUUUUAAAUAUCCGUCUGUUAUUGGAGAAUUAAAACUCUGAAUUCUGCUUCAAA